AUGACCCCAGCCUUCGGUUCUUCUCUUGUUAAGGUACGGCAAGCAUCGAAUGCUACAUCGAUCGUGUCGGGUCUUUCCACUGUUGGUGGUAGUCUUGACAGCUUUACUACCGCGAUCAACGCAUAUCAAAGUGGACUACUAGGUCUCAUCCCGCUCACCUCGGCUGUGCAAUCGGUCGACCAGUCUCUCAAGACUGUGUCAAAGAGCGUCAUGGCGAGCCAAGCCCUGAGCAGUCAAGACAAUGCGGCAGUUGCUGGGCAGAUUUCCACCGUUUUGCCCAAGGUAUCUGCUGCGGCCAUUGGUCUUCAGAAAAAGUCUGCGGUAAUGAAGGCAACUGGUGCUGGCCCGUUUAUCACGCUCGCGAUUUCAACAAUCCAAACUGACAUGAAUGAUCUAUCGUCUCAGCUUCAACGAGUCAUGUCUCCGCAGACAAUACACGCGGUACAAGCAGCGACACAGUCGAUAAACACAUUUCUUUCGCAGGCGGGCCAGUCAUUUGUUACGUAG
Messenger RNA from Pseudomassariella vexata, 507 nucleotides. RefSeq names its product hydrophobic surface binding protein A-domain-containing protein. The transcript has 2 exons. Gene Ontology annotation, cellular component: extracellular region. Bases 1 to 507 code for a protein of 168 amino acids. NCBI's taxonomy places the organism in Eukaryota, Fungi, Ascomycota, Sordariomycetes, Amphisphaeriales, Pseudomassariaceae. The record is from RefSeq and is a predicted model, not a curated record.